AGAAGUGUAAAUUCUUUUCUGAAAUGGCUGCACAACAAAUACUGUUUGAUCGUAUUGGAUUGUUUCAUUUUUCAUUAAAACGUAAUUAUUCCGCAGCUCAGCAACAAUUUAUUGCUUCAUUGAAUAAGGAACUCAACACAAUUCAAGAUGCUGGUACCUAUAAAAAUGAAAGGGUUAUCAUUGGUCGACAAGGAAUGGAAAUCAAAAUUAAGAAUUAUGAUAUGCCGAUGUUAAAUUUUUGUGCUAAUAAUUAUCUUGGAUUAAGUAGUCAUCCAGAAGUGAUUAAAGCUGGACAGAAAGCGAUAGAUAUUCAUGGUGCUGGUUUGAGUUCCGUACGAUUCAUUUGUGGAACACAGGAUAUACAUCGAACUUUGGAAAAGAAGCUUGCUAGGUUUCAUGGCCGCGAGGAUGCCAUUCUGUAUGCAGCUUGUUUUGAUGCUAAUGGAGGACUAUUCGAAGUGCUUACAAACGAUCAGGAUGCAGUUAUUUCUGAUGAGCUUAAUCAUGCUUCCAUCAUCGAUGGCAUUCGAUUAUGUAAAGCGAAACGUUAUCGUUACAAACAUGUCGAUUUGAAUGAUCUGGAAAAAAUCCUGAAAGGAACUCAAAGUAACAGACGACGAAUAAUUGCCACCGAUGGCGUUUUCAGUAUGGAUGGUGAUGUAGCACCAUUGAAGGAAAUAUGUGAUCUUGCAGAUCGAUAUAAUGCACUUGUUUUUGUUGAUGAUUGCCAUGCAACUGGCUUUUUUGGACCUACCGGUCGUGGUACAGAAGAACAUUUUGGUAUUCAAGGAUAUAUUGAUAUAAUCAAUUCUACGCUCGGAAAAGCCUUAGGUGGUACAAUGGGUGGUUAUACUACAGGACCUAAGCCGUUUAUUGAUCUUUUAAGGCAACGUUCUCGACCUUAUUUGUUUUCAAAUUCAUUAGCACCAUCCGUAGUUGGCUCUUCCAUUAAGGUCCUUGAUUUAUUGUCCAGUUCAUUAGAAUUCACAAAUUCCUUGAAAUCUAAUAUAUCUUACUUCCGCAAAUCGCUUACUGAUGCUGGCUUCAAAAUAAUGGGUAAUUCAAGUCAUCCGAUUUGUCCAGUAUUUCUGGGCGAUGCCAGAAUGGCUUCCACAUUUGCUGAUGAAAUGCUUAAAGAAGGCAUCUAUGUGAUUGGAUUUAGCUAUCCCGUAGUACCUGAAGGCAAGGCAAGGAUUCGUAUCCAGAUUUCCGCGGCUCAUACAAAGCAACAAAUCGAUCAGUGCGUUAGAGCGUUCAAGACGAUCGGGAAGAAACUUGGCGUCAUCUGAAUGAACUCAUUAGCGUGAAGUAUACCUGUAAUUUGCAUUGCCUUCUCAUUCCAAUUAUGC
This is a messenger RNA of Loa loa (African eye worm), 1349 nucleotides long. RefSeq names its product 2-amino-3-ketobutyrate coenzyme A ligase. The record is from RefSeq and is a predicted model, not a curated record. NCBI's taxonomy places the organism in Eukaryota, Metazoa, Nematoda, Chromadorea, Rhabditida, Onchocercidae. Gene Ontology annotation, molecular function: glycine C-acetyltransferase activity; pyridoxal phosphate binding. Gene Ontology annotation, biological process: biosynthetic process; L-threonine catabolic process. The transcript is spliced from 9 exons. The coding region runs from base 24 to 1289 and encodes 421 amino acids.